Messenger RNA from Adineta steineri, 477 nucleotides. The record is from the annotation of a GenBank genome assembly. Lineage: Eukaryota; Metazoa; Rotifera; Eurotatoria; Adinetida; Adinetidae.
AUGAAUAUUGAUUUAACCCAUCCAGAAAUUUUAACUAUUGAACAAUUAAAAAAAUAUUUAAUAAAAUUUGUUGGGCCGGAUGUAACAAAUGAUAAAUAUGAAUUGAUUCAAUUGUUCUAUAAGUAUAUUGCACCAUUACCACAACGAAAAUUUCGUACAAAUCGUUUGGGGACAAUAUUAACACAAAAUCAAAGACAAUUCGGAGGAGAAAAACGACCAUUAUCAUCUGAUAUACAAAAUGGUGAUAAAAUAUCCAAAUCUAAAUCACAGCCACCAAUCGAUGGAUUAAAUGACCAACCACAAGGUGAAAAACAUGAAUCAGAUCGUGGUAUUUAUACAAUAACAAUGCAAAAAUCCGCAAAUAAAAAUACUGCUCCAAUUAAAUUAAAAAGACCAACAUCGACUACAACUGAACCAAUAGCAACUAGCGAUGAAGAAACAACGAAACGAAUAAAAUUAGAUGAUACAAAUGCUUGA